UCCCGCGAAUCGAAUGGCGUCUUUUUACCGCAACGUGGUUUGAGUUUAUUGUCGGUUUAUUAUAAAAUAAACUGACAAAUAAAUAAGGCAUGACGAAUACAAACGGAUUUUCAGACUCGCAAGAGUCUGCGCUUCUUGACGAAGAAGCGUUCCACGAAUUGGAGAAAGAAAUAGGGAGGAAUACGUUGCCGUUGUUGGCAGAAAGCGUAAUGGAUGAGGACAUUGAAAUAGAGGAGAAAUUUAAUAUUAAAUUAUCGCAAAAAUACUUAGAAGGAAACGAAUUGAAAAAUGAACACCAAGAAGAAUAUCUUGAUUACCAAGAACCUGAAACAUCCACUCCUGUAAGAGAGGAAUUUCCAGGGUGUUAUAAUUUUCAGUACAGUUUAGCUAAUCAGGAUUCUAGUAAACAUUGGGUUUAUUCCCAGUUACUGAGAAAGGUAUUUAUUAAUAUGGAGGAAACACUACCACUAAGAUUUAAAUGGGACCCACCUGAUGAUGGUUUUUUCUUGCGUACUACCAUGGUAUUCAGCUUGGACCAAUACGCAAGUGACCCAGUUCGAAGGUGCCAUAACCAUAUGGCAUUGAAUAGUUCAAGCAAUCGAGAUAUAGAUCCGAUAAAAAUUAAACACGUCGUUCGUUGCUUAGAUAAUUCGAGUAUGUAUGAAGAAAGAAACGAGCACUUAUCUAUAUUGACUCCCCUCCGCACUCCUCAGGCUGGAACGCAGUAUGUGCUAAUGAAUUUUAAGUUUUUAUGUAAAAACAGUUGUCCAUCUGGUAUGAAUCGUAGACCUACGGAAUUAAUUUUCACCAUGGAAGAUAGCAAUAGAAGAGUCUUGGGUCGUCGUAGACUUCUAGUUAGGAUUUGUAGCUGCCCAAAACGAGAUAAGAAAAAGGAAGAGGCAGAAGUGGGCGAGCCACAACCGGAAACAAAGAAAAGAAAACUGUGUAUACCAGUUGGAAAAAAGAUGAUGCCUUCCUGUGAUACCCACGUAUUUAAUGUUCAGUUAAAUAUAGUUGGAAAAGAAAAUUAUUUAUCGGUAUUAAAAUAUGCAUACGAUAUAAUGGCUGGUCAAGCUUCGCGAACUGGGCAAUAUGAAUUUUUUAAACCAUACAUGGAUGACAUAUUACGUAAAACUCCUUAAUUUUACAAAUGUUGCCAUUCAUACAUCUUAUGUGCCUUGGGUAUAAACAGCAAAUGUUCUACUGUUAUCUAUUUGUAUAUCUUACAAAUUUAAUAAUGCAUGUAUCAACAAUUAAAUUUUAUUUGAUGUUAAUUUUAACAUCAGAACAUAUACAUUCAUACAUAUUGUAUGCAUUUUAUAAUGCAUGGUAUAUUAUAUACUUAGGUGUCAGGUCUUAACUUUGUGAUACUUCUAUAUCGAUAUUUGUAAUAAAAUACGAUGUACUUGUUAUCCUGUAAUUAUAAUAAGUAAUAAAUAAACAAUUUUGUUAUUUUUUCUACA
This is a messenger RNA of Hylaeus volcanicus, 1463 nucleotides long. RefSeq names its product cellular tumor antigen p53 (gene p53). Gene Ontology annotation, molecular function: DNA-binding transcription factor activity, RNA polymerase II-specific; RNA polymerase II cis-regulatory region sequence-specific DNA binding. Gene Ontology annotation, cellular component: nucleus. The transcript is spliced from 3 exons. Gene Ontology annotation, biological process: apoptotic process; regulation of transcription by RNA polymerase II. Bases 90 to 1142 code for a protein of 350 amino acids. Lineage: Eukaryota; Metazoa; Arthropoda; Insecta; Hymenoptera; Colletidae. The record is from RefSeq and is a predicted model, not a curated record.